Messenger RNA from Cladocopium goreaui, 1728 nucleotides. The record is from the annotation of a GenBank genome assembly. NCBI's taxonomy places the organism in Eukaryota, Dinophyceae, Suessiales, Symbiodiniaceae.
AUGCAAGAUGAUGCUCCUGACGAUGGUGAAGAUGGCGAUGGUGGAGACCCUCAAGAACCUCCAUCAACUCGACGCCGCACUGGCGAUCAUCCUGGUGUGGACUUGGACUUGCCACCGGGUGAUCAACCGGAUUUGGACUUUCUGCCGGUUCCUGAGCCCAUUGCUGACCCACCUGACUUGGACUUGGACUUGCAGUCAGCUGGGGAACGCAGUGUGAGCUACUCGCCAUCAAUUGCACCAGACGAAGCUGGUGGACCUCCGAUUGGCCCUGAACUUCAAGAUGCAGGUGAUUCUCCAAUCCAUGUGGACUCUGAUGAACCUGGACUUGAACCACCUCAUCCUGAAACACCAGCGGUGCACACCAGAGCACCAUCAAUGGCAGCUGAACCUGCUGCACCUGAGCCUCUUCCAGUGCAACCACCUGAACCUUCUUCAAUGCCACCUGCACCAACAUCUACCAACUUGAACCUCUAUGAGCCUGCUGGCCCUGAAGAGGAGUUUCGACAUCGACGUAUCCUAAUGGAUCGAGCCGAGACCUCAAUCUUUGGUCCUAUGCGGCAACAUCGUCAACGACAAUCCCAGCCCUAUGACAAGGACAAGGACGAUCAGAAAGAUCGAGAUCGAGAUGUCCGUGAACACUACAUGCAGUCCUUUGAUGUACUUGACCAGCGGUUCUUGGACUUUGAAUGGACCGGCUGCACCAUCUUCCAGAUCUCUGGCAAAGCUCGCCGUGAAAUGGGUAUGUUUGCCAGCUUGCCUUCCAAACGUUUGGGCAAGGACACAAAGAUCAAGAUGGCCAAACAGCACAAGAAGGUUGCCAACAGUUCCAUCAACGAAAGACUGCUCUCUCCUGAUGAUCCCAACAUGGACCAACAUGCUGCGCCGCCACCUCAACGACUUCGAGUCAUCAAUGAGGAUGUGAUGGAUGAAGAACUUGGAGAUGAAACUGAAACGCAAGAUGCUGAAAUCCCUGCGAAUGCUGCUGUCGCCUCUGGUGUCUACAUGGUGCACACCGACGAGGUGAUUGAAUAUAUCAACACAGUCCUGCCACAGUCCGAGGGAAUCAAUGUGUAUGAGGGAGCGAUCUUCGAAAAGAUGCGCUACUACCUUGGUUUCACAAGUGCCGCUGGCAUUUUGUCAGCCCUGCCCAAAGUUGAGCCUGGCAUUUUGUUUUUCAUGGUUUUGCUUGUGAUGUUUUUGGUGGUGAUUUUGGCCGCCUACGUCAAACUCAAGCUCAAGAAGGCCUUUGAUGAUGGAUAUCUGGCCGCCAUGACCGAUGCGCGGGGUGCGAUUGCACGGAGCCGAGCCCUGCCAAUACUUUUUGCAAGGAUGGACUAUGAGCAACAGCAUAUAGCCCAAGAGUACAGAAACUUUGCCCGAAACCGGGACUUUCUGGAAAACGCUGAUCGCCAGCGUGAUGCUGGAGUGGACAUCAUGCGAAGGGCUUUGAUCGAAUCCUUCGAUCAUGCUGAUGUUUGUCCGUUGAGUGACUUGAUUUGGGUCACCAACGACAAUAUCUGGCAUGCGCAACCGCAAUGCCGGAACCUGCCCAGUGGUCGCCUGAACGAAGCCAAUGGAGUGAGAAGAUUUCAACCGUGCCCGACCUGUUCGACUGGUGAGAUCACUCCGUAUGCGCUGGAUGGCCGUGGUGUGUCUCUUUUAAGAGAAUUAGAGACAUGGAUCACUGAGCAAGGUGCAACUGCAUGGCCUGUAGCAAUGCAUGGUUGA